GUUCUUCGUAGUUUGCAGUAAUUAGUACGCUAGUAUUCCAUAGUGAACACAGCCUGUGAUUUGAAGACUCGCUAGCGCACACUGGAACAGCUGUUGGUCUGAUUUAGAGCAAGUCAUCAACAAUUACGCUUAAUUUAGAGCAUGAAUUGACGCUGCUUCUGUAAGUGUUGUGUAUAUGCGAGAGUUUUGGGGCAUAGGAGCUGAACAUGCAACCAAAUGUAUAAUUUUUUCAGCCGUAUAUGCGUCAGUUAUCCAUUUACUCAAACUCCGUAAAGUCUGUGAUUAUUUAUCCCUGCAGUGACUGAAGGGCCUUACGUUGUUGAUGAACGGAACGGACCACAGUUCUACCUUGUUUUUGUUGUUUUUUUGUUUUACUAAAUUUUGAUCAUUAUUUAGUCAUUAAAAAUUAGAUUUCCAACAAUGUUGUGACGUUGGGGGACACCUGCAAAUCCCAAACACCAUGUUUUCCACAAGAGAGAAUCGGUGUCACCGCUUCCAGGCCAACAUCUUCAAUAAAAGUAAAUGUCAAAACUGCUUCAGAACCGUGGAUUCGCACAAACUCGGCGAGGCAGAUCUGUAUCAGACUAAGCUUGUUCAGGUGGGGUGGCUUCUCCUGGCCCCUGAGGGCACAGACUUCAGCAGUGCUGCCCAUAGGAAACGGAAAUGGCAGAGGAGGUAUUUUGUGCUUUAUGAGCAUGGACUUCUACGCUACUCUUUGGAUGAGAUGCCAGGUACGUUGCCCCAGGGAAGUGUGAAUAUGACCCAGUGCUGUGAGGUUCUUGAUGCUUCAGCUCAAUCCGGCUUCCAGAACUGUCUGAGGCUUUGCUUCAAUGACAGAGAUUACUAUAUCAGAACAGAAAAUACAGACAGCUUCAGCAUCAGUAGGUAA
Molecule: messenger RNA, 889 nt
Organism: Myxocyprinus asiaticus (Chinese sucker)
Lineage: Eukaryota; Metazoa; Chordata; Actinopteri; Cypriniformes; Catostomidae
Product: myosin phosphatase Rho-interacting protein-like
Exons: 4
Coding region: 461-889 (142 amino acids)
Biological process (GO): actin filament organization
Cellular component (GO): actin cytoskeleton
Molecular function (GO): actin filament binding
Source: RefSeq, a predicted model, not a curated record